UCGUGACUUUUCGCCGACGACAAUGGACGCGCCUGUGGACGACGCGGCCAUGGAGCAGUAUGCCGAUUGGUUGGAUAAUUUGGAGAAGACGGAUCCGGAAGGCUACGAGCAGUUUAUUGCCACAAUGCAGAGUCAACUGCAGGCCGCAGGACUGGGACCAGAGAGCUCCGCUGGUGCACCACAAGGUGACGCAGAUGUAGCAUUGCUCGACAUGCUAAAGAGCUCAGCAGGUGGACGAGGAGGGGCCGCCGACACCAUCUCGUCUGAUUUCAAGCCGCGGUUUCCUGGUGACAAGAUUAUGGGGAAUGAUGGCUUGAAAGCCACUCCAGAGGGGGUGUACAUUGAUGUGAAGCCUGGCUUCGUCAUGAAGACAACCGAUGUUAAGAACAAAAAGAAGGUUUUUGUAAAUGUAGUAUAUGCGGAUGAAAUUCAAGCGUUCUCAGAGAAGAAAAAGCUGGACGAUGAAGGCAAGGAGCAAGAAGGAAUUCACGUUCCGCUCAGUCUAGGUGCUCCACAUGAGGUUGAGGACAAGAAGGGAGUGAGCUCGCUGGCUUUUGACGUGGCAGUGAACUCGAAAGUCGUUGAAGACUGUCAAGCUGACAAAACAGGAGCAUUCCGCAACUUUGUGUGCGAGCUUGCGAUCGAGUACAUCGACCAGAAGUACAAAAUCAAGCUCGACGAUCGCUACAAACUGCCACGACUGACAUACCGUGGAGAGCUACCACCACCAAAGCACUACAUACGCAAAACGCAGGCUCCAAUCAUCCAAGAAACAGCCACAGCGACGUAUGAGCUAUUUGAGGAGUGCAACGAUACCCGUACGGCCUGCACGCGACUUCCUUCCGUUUCGAAGGACAGUAUACCGUUGUCACCUGAGGUGCUGGAGCAAGCGGGAGAUCGGUUGAUCGUCUCCAUUACGUUUCAAAACAAGGUACAAGCAGCAAGUGACAUUGAACUGGAAUUACACGCUGAGCUAUUGAGCGUCAAGACCGUUAGUCAUCACGAUACGGAGAUCUUUCUCCCGUAUCCCGUAGAUUUAAACUCUGCUAAAGUCUGCUUGGAUCAGGGUCGCAAUACGAUGGAGAUAACACUGCAAAUCGAUAAGUCAUGGGAGGGUGUUGGACCUGACUGCGGCUCAGCUCCGUGGCUAUUGGCAAGGGCGCUAGACGAAGAGGGUGGAGACGUUUGCGAGGGUCCAGCUAACUGUGCUAAUGAAAAACCCAAGUCACUAUUGGAGAUGUUCCAUCUGGCCAACGCAGCGGAGUCGAAGAAUGACCCGUUCGGAAUCACAUCGAGAGCUACGCCACGAUGGGACCCCGUACUGGAAGACGAAGAACUACCUGAGGAUCGAUUUCAUCGGAAGGAUAUGAUGUCCAUGCACAUAUUGGAACAACGGCGAGUUGAGCGUGAACAGAAGGCGAAGGAGGCUGAGUCCAAGCGGAAGCAGAGACGUGCUGAGGUCGAGGACAUGCAAAAGAAGGCAACAGAGGCUGGAAAAACAUGGCGGGAAAUGUACCCGAACGAGCCGGAGACGACCUACAUCGACAUGGAAGACAUUGUUCGACAGGAGAAAGAGAGACUCGAUCGUCACCAAGAAAAGCGGAAAGAAGAGGAAGAUCCCACCAAAGAAUGUAUACCAACAGAGGAUGCACUGCGGAUGGCUGUGAAAUGGUCGGAGAACAACAAGAACGGCAACUUAGACUUGCAAUCCGCCUUAGCAUUUGAGCUGCUCUAA
Messenger RNA from Phytophthora infestans T30-4, 1735 nucleotides. RefSeq lists its product as uncharacterized. Gene Ontology annotation, cellular component: cytoplasm. The transcript is spliced from 9 exons. NCBI's taxonomy places the organism in Eukaryota, Oomycota, Peronosporomycetes, Peronosporales, Peronosporaceae. Bases 23 to 1735 code for a protein of 570 amino acids. The record is from RefSeq and is a predicted model, not a curated record.